Molecule: messenger RNA, 1453 nt
Organism: Saccostrea cuccullata (small rock oyster)
Lineage: Eukaryota; Metazoa; Mollusca; Bivalvia; Ostreida; Ostreidae
Exons: 2
Coding region: 5-1393 (462 amino acids)
Biological process (GO): regulation of transcription by RNA polymerase II
Cellular component (GO): nucleus
Molecular function (GO): DNA-binding transcription factor activity, RNA polymerase II-specific
Source: RefSeq, a predicted model, not a curated record
UAAAAUGUUUAUUUUAAUAGAGUCGACCUGCACUUCUUGCAAGAAACCGUCAGAGCAGCUAAAGAGAUGUACGGGAUGUCUGCAGGUGUCCUAUUGCUCCAGAGAGUGUCAAGUUCAGGACUGGACCCAGAAACACAAGGAUGAGUGUGCAAAGAUAAAUGUACAAGAUAAGGAGGGAGAUUAUUUACAAGAAGUAGAGAAGGGAGACCAGAAAGACGCUGUGUUCAGCAAGGAGAAGACCACUGCAGAAGAUAACGGUCACAAAUCGCUCAAUGUUUGUACUGUAUGUGGCAAAAAGGGUACAAUGAAAGUAUGCCAAAGAUGUAAGGUGCAAAAAUAUUGCUCUCCUGAAUGUCAAAAGACAGACUGGAAAAAGCACAAAUUAAACUGCACAGAUAAAUCAACAUAUAGAAAUGAAAAAGGCUUUGGCGAUCCAUUGCCAAUAUGUGCAAACUGUAAAAAUCAAAGUGCAUUACUCAGGUGCUCUGGCUGUAGGAUUGUAUAUUAUUGUUCAAAUGACUGUCAGACGUCAGAUUGGGAUAAACACAAAACAUCAUGUAAAGCAUACAGCAUCCAGAAAAGAGUAAGAGAAACUCUCACUGUUGGAGAAUGUUCAAUGAUGGGCCUUGUCACACCCGAAGAACACGGAGGGAGAAACCCAAAUGAAGGACAAGACUUACAAAUCCCAAACGUAUUCGGAAGUACUUCUUGUCAUCUGUGUAAAUAUAACGUUGGGAAUAGCAAUGUCACCUGUACCGUGUGUAUGUCUGUUCUGUACUGUUCUGAGCGUUGUAAGGAUAUAGAUAAAUAUGAACACAAAUUUCAUUGUAAACCAUGUAUCUACCAAGAAUCAGGAAUUUCAGUAUCGUCACGCUUGGGAGAUUCUCGGGACUCUAGUUAUGGCUUCUCUGCUUCGCCCUCGCACGCUAAAUUUCCCAUGCCAAAAGAUCCGUUAUUCGUCGAAGAUAAUGCGGAUUUGAAAUGGAUCGUGGAAAGAACUGCACAAUCACGCAGUAAGGCGAUAGAUAAAGCUAAAUUGAAGUUUCCCUGCCACACUUUGAUUACCCGUCUCAGAGAAAUCCCAAUAGAAGAGAGGUCAAUGCUUUCUUCCAACAUAUCUACACUUCCUUUUGUGUUUCUCGCCUACAUAAGAAGGUUCCAUAACUACAGGGGUCGCCAUAACGUUUACUUGCAGGAUUCUGAGAGGCGGGAGAUUUAUGCUUCCUUUUCCCUCCCAAACGACGAUCCAACACCAUACUUUGAGUGGAGUGACCUUGUUCCUGGAAAAUUCAUCGCCAUUUUGUUCCCCUGUAUCCAUUUCUUUCGUGAUUUCAGUGUUGGUCUGCGCGUGGAUAAGGCCCAAAAUGUUUACUGUUUCGAUGUAGAAGAAUGACAUGUCCAUAAACAAAUACUAGUACAUACUGGAUUUUAAUUAAUACAGUUAUUCUCGAAG